Messenger RNA from Poeciliopsis prolifica (blackstripe livebearer), 1645 nucleotides. It is a transcript of the gene ackr5, whose product is annotated as G protein-coupled receptor 182. The transcript is spliced from 2 exons. The record is from RefSeq and is a predicted model, not a curated record. Lineage: Eukaryota; Metazoa; Chordata; Actinopteri; Cyprinodontiformes; Poeciliidae. Gene Ontology annotation, molecular function: G protein-coupled receptor activity. The coding region runs from base 119 to 1207 and encodes 362 amino acids. Gene Ontology annotation, cellular component: membrane. Gene Ontology annotation, biological process: G protein-coupled receptor signaling pathway.
UUGCCGAAGCAUCAGAGCUGGAAGGCAUCGGCUCCAGGCAGGGAGGAAAAGUCAAACCUGCUGAAGGAAAACCAAAACACGAGUUCAAAUCAAUAAAACCUGCUUCCACAGAAAGAUCAUGACCUUCGACCACAACCACUCGCUGGACUUCCUGAACGGCACGCCGUGGUUCAUCUAUGAGUGCACCAUCGAGCUGGACGCCAACUACAGGCGCAUCGCCCUCUUCCUCAUCUACCUGUUCAUCUUCAUGGUGGGCCUGCUGGAGAACCUGCUGGUCGUCUGGGUCAACUGGCGGCGCCGCCACUCCGCCAGCGGCGUCCUCUUCUGCAUAAUCAACGUGAGUCUGUCGGACCUGAUGGUGAUCGUUAUCCAGCCAUUCUUCAUGAUGGAGGUGACCCUGGACAAGGUCUGGCUGUGGGGCAGCUUCCUCUGCAAAGUCACCAACCUCAUCUACGUGGUCAACUUCUACAGCAGCUCCUUCUUCCUGGCCUUGAUGACCUUGGAGCGCUACCUGGCGCUGACCAGACCAUCGCUGCCCACCCUGCUCCCCGUCGUCGGCCGCCAGCGGUGGCUCAUCUGCGCCGGUCUGUGGCUGCUGUCGCUGCUAUUGGCCCUGUUGGAGAACGUCCAUGUGGAUAUCCUAGAGUGGGACGAACCGGGCUGCUACAUGCUGCCUGAGCACAACUUCACCGAGUGGUUCGUCUCCGUCGCCUUCCUCUGUACGAUCUUCCAGUUCAUUGGCCCGGCGGCCAUCAUCAUCACCUGCAACGUCUUGAUCGCCCGGGCGGUCAGGACCGCCCCGGACGUGGAGGGCCGGAGGGACGUCUGGUUGGUCCACGUGUAUUCGCUGGUGUUCGUCGCCUGCUGGUUGCCCUACCACCUGGUCAUGUUGCUGAUGAUCAUUGACGAUCUCGACCCCUUCAUGUUCAGCUGCAACGUGGUGGAAGCCCUCUACUUCUCCUUCAUUGUGGUGCAGGGUCUCUCGCUUUUCCACUGCGUGGCCAAUCCGCUCCUCUACAACUUCCUGAGCAAGAGCUUUCGCCGCAAUCUGAUCAACACCGUCAUAAGCUACAUCCCCAAAGACGAAAUGGCGAAACAGGUGGAAGUGGGGCCGAAGCCCAACACUCCCAAUGGGGGCAAAGAAGACCCGGGGAGGCAGAGGAAGAUGAGUAACGCGAGCACCAGCCAGUCUGACGUCGGGUCAUAAGAAAAAGAUCAUCAGGAGUCAGACAUUUUGAGUUAUUUCAGCAAAAUCUGGACUUUGGCGUUUAGCAGAGGCAACUAAUGGACACAACUUCCUCUCAUAUCCCACUUCCUGCUUACUAUCCGUGCAUGAAUGUCAUCAGUUUUAAGUAGAGCAGGGCAGGAAAUAUUUGUUUUUCCUGCAAAGCUGCUCAGCUCCCACAGGACCCUGAGCCAAUGUCUGUAAUCUUCCAACACAAGAGGAAGAAUAUUGCCACACCAGGAAUGUGUGUAAACAACACAUCUGAGGAGUCAGACACCUUGUGAGAUUCUAAACUGAAAAACAAAAAAAUACAGCUGUUUAUUUGCAGAUAAAAUCAGGGCAUACAUCACUAUAUGGUUAUUUAACAUUUCUGAUGUGGUAAUGAUCUGUGUAUAUGGAAUAAAAAACACUUUAAACAUC